This is a messenger RNA of Drosophila mojavensis, 4918 nucleotides long. Its product is annotated as serine/threonine-protein kinase 11-interacting protein. The transcript has 11 exons. Lineage: Eukaryota; Metazoa; Arthropoda; Insecta; Diptera; Drosophilidae. Gene Ontology annotation, molecular function: protein binding. Gene Ontology annotation, cellular component: cytoplasm. The coding region runs from base 441 to 4529 and encodes 1362 amino acids. The record is from RefSeq and is a predicted model, not a curated record.
UAGCAAUAACAAAAGUGUUUCUCAUUCGCGAGUGGAAUAUUUUUGUGCAUAAACAGGAUAAGCGGACAAAAGAGAUGUUGAAUUGAUUGCUAAAUUUCUAGAAAACUAAAUUUCUAUAUAAAAAUAUAUGUGGAACAUGUAGGACUUCCGUUUUAUGUGCACUCGCCAAUGGCGUCUUAAUUGACUUUUAUUAUUCUUAGACAGAUUGUAGCAAAAUCAUAAACAUCAAAAUAGAAUUAGGUGAAGUACGUGGAAUGCGAAGUGCAAAUUGUAUUUGGGGCUGCGUGAGUGAACAUCUGCGUUUCGAUUUGAUAAACGAAAAAAGCUGCAACGCAUAAAGCUGAUUCACUUAGACGAGCAACCAACAAAGCGUAAUUGAACCCGCAGCUGUAGCAGCUGGCGUUGAUUUUGUAUAUAUGGGCGACACCUGCUAGCCAGCAAUGGAUCCACAAAAGAUCACCGAAUUGGCUAACUUGCUGCGCAAGAAUGGCGACAAAAUCCUGAACUCUGAAUUUACCUUGACCUUAUCAGGUUCACUGUUGCGCGCUUUAAAUGAUUCCUUUACGUUGAUUGCCGACAGCGAUAUUUCCGCUGUCGCUGGACUUAGCACGUUGCAGAAGCAACAGCACGCCUUCCAGGUGGUGAAGCCCAUCAAUGCCAAAUCGAGCGUGUUUGCGGAUUUACAGCUGCUGCACGAUUUCGUGCAGAAGACAACGCUGCUGAAGCUCAGCUAUUUUCCCAGCGAGCAUUACUUUGAGGGCGCCAUUGAUAUAUGCAAAUUUCGUGCGCUGCUUCGUUUGGAGGUGCACAAGAUCAACAUACGCCAGGUGGUGGGAAUUCAAGCCCUGCGCGCCCAGCUGCAGCAUUUGAUAUGCAUCAAGAGCCUGAACAAUGUGGAGGACAUCAUUACGCAUUGCGGCGGGGAUAUGUCGAAUGGAUUUGUGUGGAACGAACUGCAGUCGGCUGACUUUAGCUACAAUAAUUUGCGCUCUGUGGAUACGGCUCUGGAGUUUGCGCAGCAUUUGCAGCACUUGAAUUUGCGCCACAAUAAGCUAACCAGUGUAAGGGCCAUCAAAUGGCUGCCCCACCUCAAGACGCUCGAUGUGAGCUACAAUUGCCUGACACAUAUACCGCAAUUCCAUGUGGAGGCAUGCAAAUGGCUGCAGAUGCUAAAUAUAAGCAACAACUAUGUGGAGGAGCUGCUCGAUAUGACCAAGCUGGAUGCGCUAACUAAUAUGGAUCUGUCCGACAAUUGUUUGCUGGAGCACUCGCAGCUCUUGCCGCUGAGCGUUCUCAUGACGCUCACUGUGCUGAAUUUGCAGGGCAAUCCUUUGGCCUGCCAUCCCAAGCAUCGUCUGGCCACGGCCCAGUAUCUGCACAAGAACACGGCGACAGUGAAAUUUGUGUUAGACUUUGAACCGCUCUCCAAGGCAGAGAGAGCAUUAGUUGGCAGUCAGCAGAUGCGGUUUGUGGGCUCCAUGAGUCAUCGACGCGUGAGCAGCCAUGUAUCCAUAAACAGUUCGAGGGCGUCUAUCAAUACACCACCAUCGAGUGUGGGCUCGCAGCGUUCGUUCUCGACCAGAGGCAAGGAGUCCUCGUCGGAAGCCGAGCAAACAACGGUUGAUGUGCAAAUGGACAAAAGACGCGGGAAAUCUAAAAAACUGCGCACAGUAGAAAUUGCGGAACAUGGCAAUGAGGUGGCCACCGAAGCCACUACAGCUACAGCGGCAAUCGAAGCAAAUAGUCGGGUGGCAGAGAAACCACAAGAGGCCACCGAUGGCAGCCACUUGGAGACGAAGAAGCAAAUUGAGACACUGCGUCUUAAGUUUGGCAACGAAUGGUUGCAGUCGGGCAACGCGGAGCAAAUGUUUGGCCUAGAUGCGCCGCAGCCCAGUGAAGAGGAGCGCAAUGAGGCACGCCAGCAGUUCAAUGAAUUCCUAGGCGAACUUUCGGCUUCAGCGCAACAGGCAAAGCCGCAGCCUGAGCCAGAUGAGCCACUUAACUCCACGCCCACCACCCAGAGUAAUUGGGGUGACACAUUUAAUGCAACGUUGACACCCAUCAAGAGAGAAGCCAACAAGGAGACGGACCUGAACCAAACACAGCAAACAGUCUACGAGUCGUGCAACAACAGCAUCCAAACGGAAUAUGAGAGCAUGAACAAUACUCUGUCAGAACAGCCAGCAGAGCCUGAAGCGAAAGAGGAGCAAGAGAUCGAUAUUCACAAAAAAGUGAUCGAAAGCUAUAUAAAUUCGUCUACUGUGGAGGAAGAAGAACCAGUUUCCGAAGAAGAGCCCGAUGAAAAGGUCUAUAUCGUUUAUCACGAAAACAAAACGACCGAUCCUUUGUUCCUUACCAUAUCCUCUAAUUAUGUUCGCGAAAAGGAUGCGCUCAGCGAGAGCACCAAGACAAAAUGGAGCAUCAAGGUCUUGGAGUCAUGCGAGCGAAUCAAAUCCAAUACGCUGCGCAUCAAUUUCGAUACAAUGCAAAAGGAUAAACAGGAACGUAUUUAUUGCGUGGAGAAUGCACUCUGUCAGGAACUUGAAAAGAAACUACGCGACAUUCUAUCGCAGCGUGAUCUCACUGAAAUGAAUAUAAUCAUCUAUAGCUGCGUCAAUUGCGGCAUCAAGUUCACCAGAGAACGUAAAAACAAGAGCUACAAGACAGCGGAGCUGCGUUGCCCGGACUGUCGCAGUUUGUUUGUGGCCGAGGUGAACGAUGAGUGCGGCUCGUUGGAUAAACCCAAAGUUGCUGCAGUGGAGCCGAAGCUAUCGCCGGCGUUAAUUGUAGAGGAAUCGCCUGUUAACACACCGCUGAGUGUGAUGUCCAAAGAGGACAAUCAAAGUAUUGUGGGCAACAGCAGGCUCAUCGCUAAUAGCACACCCAAGCGUAGGAGUUUGAUGCAAACCACAAAAAGUUCGGCUAAUUCGCUAAAUGAGAGCAGCUCCUGCUCGAAGAUAACCAACUCGCAAUGCUCCUUCGACUCCAAUCAAUCUGUUGUGGGCAGUUCCAAUACGGAGCGAGAUCUGGAGUUUCGUGCCAAUGAGAGCGACGUGGACAUUAUCUCCAAUCCAAGCCAAUCCAGCAUUGAAGUGCUGGAUCCCAGCUGUGCGCAUAGUGCCAGUCGCAAAACGUCCGAGGAGCGUCGCAUAUCCCAAAUGCCCAAUCUCCAAACCAUCGACGAUGAUCUAAGUCAAUCGCAGAGUUUCAUCGAACACGAAGCUCUUGUCGAACAGGCUCGCUUAAAUUUCGAGGCGAUGCCAACGGCUGCGACGACCACACUGGACACAACGGUAAAAUCUAAAGCCCUGGCACAAAUCCAACUAACGGAGAGCAGCUCGUCGGGCUCAGUGACCGACAGCAUUUGCACAACCUACGAGCAGCAGGCCAAGCAACCGACAACGGAUAAGCCGCAAAAGCAACCUACCGAUGAUGCCGUCAUUCUGCAAAAUAUGCUGCUGGCUGAAUCUGGAGGCAGCACAACUCAUCCACAGCACAACAACAACAACAACUACAACGAGGUGACUGCAGCAAAUGGUCAUAGUGAAACAACACAUCUGAAAACAGCAGAGGAUGCACAUCUAUCCAUCAUGUUUGGUGCUCUUUUCCAAUCCACCAGCAUGCUGAUGUCGAGCUCAAAAAAGCUAACUGCAACGGAGGCUACUGCCAGCCCAAUGCAGCCAUAUAAAUUUAAUUAUAGCGACUACCAUGACAUCGAUCAUCGUUUGAAACUCUAUUUCUAUCAGAGCAAAUUCCAGGAGUCGGGUGAACACUUUAAGUGGCUCGCCAAGGGUCGAAUUUACAAUGAGCAAACGCAAACGAUGCGCGAUGGUUUGCUGGUAAUCUCCACCAGCAAGUGUUACCUGAUGGAAGCGUAUGCACCAGCCCAGGAUGAUGUGGCCAAGUGGCUGCGACAGGUGAUUAGCCUGCCAGUGAAUCGUUUGACACGCAUACAAGUGUUGCCCUGGAAACUGGGCUUAUCUUUCACACUUCGGGACUGGGGUAACUUCCUGCUAAUACUGCAGGAUAGUGUGCGAACAGAUAAUUUGCUGAUGUACCUGGCAGAAAAUCCGCUGCCCAAGGAGUGUGAGAUUAUUCAACAUCCAUCGGAUGUAGUGCGUCAGCGACUCACUUCUCUAGUGGCUGAACCACUUAAGGUGUGCGCCUUAUUGAGCGGUUGUCGCUGGACUUCCGGUCACGAGAAACGAAACUUUGAGCUCUGCACGCUGCUCACAACCGAUUCGCAAUUGUUUAUUGCCGGCAAUGACAAAUUCAAUUGGCUGGCAUCCAACGAGGAGAAGCAGCCACCCAUUGAACUAACUCUAACGCAGCUAAUGAGCAAUUUGGUGGAAGUAGACCGACUCUCAGAUAUCGAAUAUAAUGUAAAUUUCCUGGAUGAAACCGAAAACAAAAGCGAAAUUUGGCAUUUGCAAUUCGAAACCCUGGCGAAUGCCGAGUUAUGUCUAAAUGCCAUUGGCAAAUCAUGGGAAGAGCUAUUUGGCGUACCAUUUAGCUACUCUGGAACGUAGUAUUUGUCUGUUGAUCAGGGACCAAUUAUAAUGAAUGUCAUAUCGAAACAGACAAUUUAUAUUUAACUAACAAUUAUUAUGUGCAAAUGUCUAAAUUGAAUUGUUAGCAUAUUAACCAUUUAACUAACAAUCGUUAUAUAAAUAUAUAUAGAUCAUAUCUAACUGUCUAGCUUUAUGUUUGAAGAGAUGUAGAUAUUUAUAUAUAUUUAAAAUAUAGAAUUUUAGUAUUGCAAUCAUGGACAAUAUGGAUGUUAAGUAACUAGUUAGACGAGAUAUGUAAAAAUUGUUUGUGUAAUAUCUAUUUUAUAUACAACUGUAAAAUAUGUACAGGAAAUAAUGCAUAUAACGUACGAAAUAAAUACAUAUAUAUAUAUAUAUACAUAUAUAAA